UGGCAGCAGACGAAGAACAUUGUGCACAUGCUGCAUACAAGAGGCGCCAUCUAAUGUUAGAAAUCUAUGUGGGGUGAAGCAGACAAGUUUAAAAAAAUCGUAAUGUAGUUAGCAAAUUCGUCCAUAUCCUUUAAUAGAAUCAACAGCGAUCAACAGAAUAGUGUGCUUGUGAUAGGCUGUGAUAGUAGAUUCUCAUGUAAACCAUUUUAUGUGAAUAUUGUGGAACUUUUCAUUCACCGUUUGUAUAAUACAGAAGAUGGCCUUAUUUGUACAGAUAACAAAGAGGAGCCUGUGUUCUGGCUUCCGCGCACUUUCCACUCUGCCUCACCCUGCAGCAACCGAAGGAAGACAGUCCCGUGGAUUCUGGUUCGAACUCAACGAUACCCAGAAGGAGUUGCAAGAAUUGGCUCGAAAAUUCUCUAGAGAAGAGAUUGUUGUGAAGGCUGCUGAAUAUGAUCGGACCAUGGAGUACCCCUGGGAUAUUAUGAAGAAGGCAUGGGAACUUGGCUUAUCAAAUUGCCACAUCCCUCAGCACUGUGGUGGUCUGGAGCUGUCAUGUUUCGAUGAGUGUCUGAUUGCAGAGGAAGUUGCAUACGGCUGCACAGCCAUUGCAACUGCAAUGGGGGCUUCAAACUUAGGUCAAGCUCCGCUGGUAGCAGCUGGAAGUAAGGAGCAACAGAAGAAGUUCUUAGGAAGGCUGGUAGAGGAGCCACUUGUUGCAGCAUAUGCAGUCACAGAACCCGGAGCAGGGUCAGAUGUAAAUGGAGUAAGGACUAGAGCAGAAAAGAAAGGAGAUGAAUACAUCAUAAAUGGUCAGAAGAUGUGGAUUACAAAUGGGGGCGUAGCCAGCUGGUACUUUGUUCUGGCACGAACAAACCCUGACCCCAAGUGCCCUGCUAGUAAAGCAUUCACUGGUUUCAUUGUGGAUCGAGAUACACCAGGGCUUACACCAGGAAGGAAGGAACUCAACAUGGGUCAACGCUGUUCUGAUACAAGGGGAAUCACAUUCGAAGAUGUCCGCGUGCCUAAAGAGAAUGUUCUUCUGGCUGAAGGAGCAGGCUUCAAGAUUGCCAUGGCGGUCUUUGACAAGACACGACCUCCAGUUGCAGCUGGAGCUGUAGGGCUGGCACAGAGGGCACUAGAUGAAGCUAAAAAGUAUUCGUUGGAAAGGAAGACUUUUGGCGUGCCAAUCGCAAACCACCAGGCUGUUUCCUUCAUGCUUGCUGACAUGGCAAUUGGUAUUGAAACAUCACGUCUUGCUUGGAUGCGGGCCGCAUGGGAAACAGAUCAGGGCCGGAGAAACACUUACUAUGCUUCCAUUGCAAAGGCCCAGGCUGGAGACGUGGCCAACAAAUGUGCUACCGAUGCUGUGCAGAUAUUUGGAGGUAAUGGCUUUAACACUGAGUACCCAGUAGAAAAACUGUGUCGAGACGCUAAAAUUUACCAGAUAUAUGAAGGCACAGCUCAAAUACAGCGACAUAUUAUCUCCAGAGAACUCCUAGAAAAAGCUAAAUAAGGAGUCUGAACAUACACAUUGAUUGCUUUGCACUGUGUGAACAGAGAUAAGCAGAAUGGAGGAGGAACGAAAUCUCAACUGAAAUGUUCCCGUUUCACAUAUGGAUUGUUUAAUUUUGUGUAGCAGGCAGUGGCCAGCAUGACUCUUGACACCUCAGCUGGAGAUGUCUGUAUAUGUAUAUAGUUUUACAUUACCAAAUUUUCUGGGAAUAAUUACUCCCAAGUUUUAAAAUGGAUGAAAGUUUGGGAGAAUGGACUCAUCUGGCUCUAAGUGGGGACGUGGAGAGCUCUUGUGAACAUGGUAAUGAACCUGCAGGUUCUCCAAAAGUCAGCAAAUCUCUAGACUAGAUGAUUGAUUAGUAAGGUUCUCAAAAAGGAUUCUACUUCGUGGGGUUAUUGAGAAUGCAUACACCCAUAUUCUCAGAUGAAUUUUAAUCUGUACUGAAUGAUAUGAAGUGCAAAAGUUCCCCAUUUGUCAUGUUGCAACAGGAAGACGGUUGCUAUUACAGUUUCCUUGCGCUAGCCAGUCGGAAUUACAGGAAACUGAUUUCAAAAGUGUCUAGAUUAAUACGAGUAUCUUCCAGGAUGUGUUGCCUCAUAGUUUAGUACGUAAAUACCACUCAUUUUGGAAGAGCCUUAUGCCUUCAUUUUCAGGAUAGAUGGGGUGACCCUGAAGGUGGAAGUAGCUGGUUCCCUUGAAAUGGUGGUACCUGCCUAUCACACUACACAUUGUCACACCCUACAAUACAGUAAUCUUCACAGUCACUGCUGUGAGAACCUCAGAUCUCGCUCUGAAAGUUUGUAACCCAUUUAUGUCUUGAUAAAUGUCAGUAGUUGAUGCCUCUAUGAAAAUCUGACAUAUUAGCACCAGAUAAAUAAAAAAUAAUGCCUACAAGUUAGAUGGUAAUGGAGAAAAAGCGAACAAAAGUUCCCCCAUCUGGCUGCUAAAAUUAUAGUGACUCAGACAGCAGGUUUAUCUAAAUAGAGGAGAUUGUGUCGAGAUAUAUUUGGACCAGGCAAAGAAUGAAUGUAAGAAACAAUAAUACAGUAGAAGUACCUUCUGCACCAAAGAGGGAGGCAGUAUCUUCAAAAAUGUUGGUAGCCACCUACCAGGCUACACAUCCCAGAAGAUAGUCUUAAUAUUCGGCACUGAGAGAACCUCAAAUCUCAUAUGAAUUCAUGUGUAUUGUGUAUGGAAGUUUGUGGUCAUUUCCAGGUGAGUGUUGAGAAACUUUGUAACCAUCUGGUUUCAUGUUAUUGUAGCAGUGUAUUACUAUUGUUCUGAUGAUACACUGAUUUUUGUUUUAUAUAUUGUGUGCGUGUGUGUAUAGAAAUAUAUGAAGUAUUUUUACAAAAUAUAAUUUGUGUUAUACAUUCUGACUCUACAGAGGUGAGAUGAUGUUUAUGUAUAAGUUUUAGCUGUUUAAACAAGGAUAUGAAAAUCAUUCAGAAUUCUUCAUAUAAGGCCAGGGUAUGCAUUCUGAACAAGGGAUUAUCACUGGACAUUACUGUUCCUGCGUCAUUGUGUCUUAGAAUGUUUUGUUGACUCUUAAAUGUGUUACAUUCGGUAUUGAAGAGAUUCAAUCAUUUUACUUGAAACAUUAAGUUUGAACACAGAAAUUGUCAUAAUCCAUGAAUAGAUUUCUGUGAAAUUUAAUGCUGGAUCUUUCAAUCCAUUGGUGAGCAACAUAUUCUCUUAGAUGUUGGGUGCGCUGUCCAAAGAGUUUUAUCAUGUACCCAUGAUGUUACACGAGUAGUCUCUGCCAGUAUUUCAUUUUCUCAUCAACAAAUGACUUUAACCAAAAAGUAACACCUUUCUUGCCAAUAAGCAUGAAAGAAGAUAUAAAAAUAUAAGACAACCUCACCACAGCUGAGACAUUAAAUGCCAACUUUUCACCACAGAGCCUUCGCUCAACCCUGGGCAACUUCAUGUGAGAUUCAUGGUGGACGGAAUGGCACUGGAGUAGGGUUUUCUCUGAAUUUGUUUGGUUUGCCCACACAGAUCAUUCCACGAUUACUUCAUACUCAUUUAUCGUGGCCUCUUGAGGUGUGCAAUAGCACAUUAUCACAUCUCUGGUCUUUAAGUUUGGGGCAUCAACUCUGAUCUGCCACUUCACUGACCACAGAGGAAAGAAUUAGUUUUAGUUUAUUGGCCAGUUAAGAGAACCAGUUCAGUUGAAGGCCAAAUUAAUAGGUUGUUUUCUUAUUCAAUAUUUAGUGCAUCAGUAUGUAUUUAUAGCAGUUUUCUGGGCAUCUUUGACCAAUACAAACAUAAAAGGAGGAAACAGAUAGAUUGAUGUUACUGGUCACAUAUGUAGCAUAGUUUCUGUCACAUGGCCCAUUACAUCAGUCACAUUAAGGUCCCUCAAGUCAUCCAUGAUUGUUUAAGUUGCAUCAGAUGAAUCAAAAUGAGAUCAUUUGAGCCCAUAAAAAUAAUUUUUUAACUCUUAUUAAAACAUUUGUUUCAUUGUAUUUUGUAGUCUUUUACUUGUUUUGGAAAGGCAGAGUGGCCAAUGCUAGUAUAUUAAUAUUCAAAUACAGAGUGACCAAAGUAAUUUUAGUUAUGUGUUAGUAUCCUUUGCAUGCUUUGUUUGGUCACACUUUUUCUUUGCUUGUGUCAGCAGUGUAUUUUUUAUUACAUGUUAUGACUUUGUGUUGCCUAAUUGAUAAAGGACUAUAAAAAAUGUAUUAUUUUCUGCCUGCAAAAACAGAAGCAUGCUUGCAGCUUUUGUUGAUAAAUUCAUGAAUAUGCCAUUGUCAAGGCAAGCAAUCCAGUCUUGUGAAACAGAAGAAAAUCUGCAAUGUGUAGUGUUUACUUCCUUGCAUUGUUUCUAUCUCAUUAAUAUACAGAUCAGUGGAAGUAAUGUCUCCAGUCUCUUCUUUCUUUC
Cryptotermes secundus is the source of this 4403-nucleotide messenger RNA. RefSeq names its product probable medium-chain specific acyl-CoA dehydrogenase, mitochondrial. The record is from RefSeq and is a predicted model, not a curated record. Lineage: Eukaryota; Metazoa; Arthropoda; Insecta; Blattodea; Kalotermitidae. Gene Ontology annotation, biological process: medium-chain fatty acid catabolic process; fatty acid beta-oxidation. Gene Ontology annotation, molecular function: flavin adenine dinucleotide binding; medium-chain fatty acyl-CoA dehydrogenase activity. The transcript is spliced from 11 exons. Bases 257 to 1516 code for a protein of 419 amino acids. Gene Ontology annotation, cellular component: mitochondrion.